CGUUCUACAGCAGACAGUGACCAGAUAAGAAAUGGAAGCGAGGAUGAUUGUAGCAAAUACCGAUUGAUAGAACCUAGAAUACAUUAAGACAUUCUUUUAAAUUCCUUAUAUUUUCUAGUAUAACGACCAGCGAAUUAAAAUAAGGCCUAUAUAUUAAAAUAUGAUAGCUCAAACUGAGAAAGGCUUCGAUUAGUUGACUAAGGUUUAGACGGCCGUCUAGAUACGGCGGUCUGAAUCACAUUUGUAGCCGCUGUACUGAUUUAUAAUUGACGUCGCUAAAAUAUCGACGUACGCAUAUAGUUUUCGACAUCUGGGCGGUCUACUGGUCGCGGUCCAACACCCGUCUUCCUCCUUGACGCAGUCCAAAUAGUGUGCUGGUUCGGAGAAUGAUCAAGAAUGAGUCAAAGGGAUACCUUGGUUCAUUUGUUUGCUGGAGGAUGUGGGGGCACAGUGGGUGCUAUUUUGACCUGUCCGCUGGAGGUGGUGAAGACCAGACUGCAGUCCUCUCAUGUCACCUUUUACGUCUCUGAGGUGCAGCUCAGCACUGUCAACGGGGCUGGUGUGGCCCGAAUGGCUCCCCCGGGGCCCCUUCACUGCCUCAAGUUGAUACUAGAGAAGGAGGGACCCCGCUCACUCUUCAGAGGUCUGGGGCCGAACCUGGUGGGCGUGGCUCCUUCCAGGGCCAUCUACUUUGCAGCCUACUCCACGGCCAAGGAGAAGCUGAACGGUGUGUUUGAGCCUGACUCCACGCAGGUCCACAUGGUUUCUGCGGGCCUAGCAGGGUUCACUGCUAUCACGGCCACCAAUCCCAUUUGGCUGAUAAAGACCCGGUUGCAGCUAGAUUCCAGGAAUCGUGGCGAGCGCCGCAUGAAUGCAUUUGAGUGCGUGCGGAAGGUUUACCAGGCGGAAGGCUGGCGCGGCUUCUACCGGGGCAUGUCCGCUUCCUAUGCGGGCAUCUCCGAGACCGUCAUCCACUUCGUCAUCUACGAGAGCAUCAAGCGAAAGCUGUUGGAGUCCAAGGCCCAGGCCAGCAUGGACCAGGACGAGGACGAGGCGGUGAAAGACGCCUCGGACUUUGUGGGCAUGAUGCUGGCCGCCGCCACCUCCAAGACGUGUGCCACCUCCAUCGCGUACCCCCACGAGGUGAUCCGCACGCGGCUACGGGAGGAGGGCAACAAGUACCGUUCUUUCUUCCAGACGUUGGUGACGGUGCCCAAGGAGGAGGGAUACCGUGCCCUGUACCGCGGCCUCACCACCCAUCUGGUCCGCCAGAUCCCCAACACUGCCAUCAUGAUGUCCACCUACGAGUUGGUGGUCUACCUGCUGCGGCGCUAGCCCCGCCCCAUUUGCAGACAGAGCGUUAAAGAAGGACGCGAGCGACUUGGCCGGGGAUGCUUUGUCUAAGACGGGGACCAAAGGAAAGCCGAUAUGGACCAGAACCUAGAUGAAAGGAGGGCUCCCCUCUACACCCAACCAACCCCCCCCCCCCCCCACCCUCCCCACUCCCAUAAGCUUACAGGCCACGCCUCCUCGGGGCGCUAUGGUCUGGAGGUGACAGAGAGAGGAUGGGGUGGGAGGAGGGACUGUUGGGUCAGCCUUUUUCUACAGGGCCUGUCAAACAGGAAAUGUCUCUGAAGGAAAGACAGAAAUCAUGUUGUGGCCUUAGGAGUUUCUAGUUUUUCUCUGUAGAAUGAACCCAAUGCUACAAUGAACCCAAGCCUGUAUCAGAGAAGACAAUCUGAAAGGGGAAUGCUUGAAAAUAAAUGGGAAUCGAUGUCAGAUGUUAAAAACUGUCAUUAAAUAAUGUUAACACUAGGCACAUUAUAGAAAUACACACAUUCUUAGAUGUUCUCCACCGGUUUAAAUAAGUGGAGGCUUUUUCACUGCUACUUAGCAUGCAGGCUUAUGUUUGAAACAAGCGUUGCAUGCUCUGUUCCAAAAACAUGAACCCGAGUUUUGCGGGUGUUUUGGCGGUUAAGGAGCGUCGAUCAAAUGGGUGUUAGGAGAGGUUCAACAGGUUUUACAUUUGGGUAUUUGCACGUUCGUUUUUCCCGAUCGUUUAGGAUCAUUGGCAAACUAGAUCAUGACAGAAUAGGCAAGCAAAUCCAAAGCUAUUGAUCGGGUAUCUAGGAAAAUAGAUUUUAUCGCACAGCUUCAAGAGUUUGGUUUCAAGCAUUCCCUUAAAGGCCCAAAUGUGUCCCUGUGGUCUGAAAUAUAUUGAGUACUUGUGUACAAGACUAGUGAUCACAACACAUGCCUCUGACACUCAACCAGUGUUUUUUAAUUUUUAAAUUGACUAUCAUGUCAGUGUUUGGUAACAUUGUAUUGUUUUUCCGAUCGGAGCACUGGGCUUCUCUGGCAUAGAUGGGUUGGGGAGGGGAGUGGUGUCUUUCCAACAGGUACCGACACUUAGGUGUGUGUGUGUGUGUGUGUGUGUGUGUGUGUGUGUGUGUGUGUGUGUGUGUGUGUGUGUGUGUGUGUGUG
This is a messenger RNA of Esox lucius (northern pike), 2484 nucleotides long. RefSeq names its product solute carrier family 25 member 36a (gene slc25a36a). Gene Ontology annotation, biological process: pyrimidine nucleotide import into mitochondrion. The record is from RefSeq and is a predicted model, not a curated record. The transcript is spliced from 7 exons. Gene Ontology annotation, molecular function: pyrimidine nucleotide transmembrane transporter activity. Gene Ontology annotation, cellular component: mitochondrion. The coding region runs from base 397 to 1335 and encodes 312 amino acids. NCBI's taxonomy places the organism in Eukaryota, Metazoa, Chordata, Actinopteri, Esociformes, Esocidae.